This is a messenger RNA of Closterium sp. Naga37s-1, 1203 nucleotides long. The record is from the annotation of a GenBank genome assembly. Lineage: Eukaryota; Viridiplantae; Streptophyta; Zygnematophyceae; Desmidiales; Closteriaceae.
AUGGGUGACCUGAAGGCCCUGCUUGCUACCGCACAUCCGGAUGACGUGUUCUGCUUCCACGAGAUUAAUUUUCUUCCAAGUCGGCUGCCGAAGUCGUACAUUCCGGAUAAGCGCAAUGUGGUGGAGCGUAUCGUCAACGUCGGCAUCCUCUACAACGCGACGGGGAGUUGUUCCGCAGUGCCUCUGGUGGUGCUAGAGCCAUCCAAUAGGCCCGAGCGCCGGCGGGCGGGCGCCGCAUCGCGCAAGGUGGCCGUUCGGUAUAUGAACCGCGGGCGGUUGAUGCCGGAGGUAUUCACGGAGUUUGUGGAGACCGUAAACGGUGUGCACUUCAGCCGUGAUCGCAACACCAUCAUCCUCACCAUUCACAAGGCGCAUCGCAUCACAGGCGAGGUGGCGCCGCCCGUCACGGAGCACGGCUUCAGUGUGCAGCACCUCACGAACACCCGAGUCGUCAACAUUCGUGGAUCGGUUCCGGAGACGGGCCUGCCGCACCUGCAGGGAGUGGGUGACGCGCUGAAGGCGUAUUACCGCGUUAUGCUGAUGAGGCGUGCGAUAGGGUCCAAGCGGUUCCAGUUCGACUAUUCGGCUUCCAUCGCUGAUGUCGACUAUAACGACAUACUCGAGUGGCUGGGAGAAGCGUGGACUCGUGUGCGCGCGGCUACCAUGCAGCGGAGCUGGUGGCGCGCAGGAUGCGUGCCGGCGAGCUGGCCGCCCCUGAUGGCGUACCUGGGUGACACGUGCGCAACCGGCAUGUUCGAGCCUAUUAUUUCGGUAUGCGUCGAUUUGGAGUUGCUUAUCGAGAACUUCAAGGUAAGGCCUGCGUGCUACAUGACGGUCGCGGAUUUUAUCAACUGCGACGCGGGACUAUGCGUGGAGCAGGGGUUCAGAGCCACACCUGCUGCCAGCGCGUCCGAUGACUCGUCGGGCGACAUGAGCCUGCCUGACGGCCCAUUGCUGCGGGACGAGCGCAGCAUGAGGCGCGUGAUACGCAACGUCACAAACGCGUACGUGGAGCGUGCCGAUGAGCUCGGCAUCCCCGCGGCGGCUGUGCCUGCAGAGGUCGGAGCAUCGAACCAGGAGGUGAUUUCCCGCCUAUGCAGGACGCCUGUCAAGAGGGCUCGCGCAGGGGGGCGAGCUGAGAACGGGACAGCCGAAGAAUUGCUGCAGAGUGAUGAAGUGCUGGAGAGUGAUGACGACCAGUGA